This is a messenger RNA of Amoebophrya sp. A25, 1853 nucleotides long. NCBI's taxonomy places the organism in Eukaryota, Dinophyceae, Syndiniales, Amoebophryaceae. The record is from the annotation of a GenBank genome assembly.
AGUGAAUUAGCUUCAGGUUGAGGCUUUAAUCUUGUCUUGAUCUUUUCCCCGCCCGCCUCUCCUGGUCCCCCAGUAAUAACUUCCAAGCUCAAGCUUUCUUUUAGUGAAAUAGAAAUUUUACUUGUAUCUAUGAGGUAUGAGUGUUUGACAAGAUUAACCUUCUUGUGCAGUCACCAGGUCGAAGACCGUUGAAUUCACGACGGCAUGAAUGAAUCAUGCUAAUCAUCUUAAUGCUCUUCCAGCAUGUUCAGCACUUUUUCUUUUUUCUUGCUACAUUUUAGAAUUCGUGUAAAAAUCAAAAUCAGUUGUAAAGAGCUGAAUCACAAUCAUUAAUAUCAUAUCGACAUUAAAAAUGGCAUCUUCCGCUGACCGAAUAAGUACAAUUACAAGGGGUCCUGGACGCCUGGCACUUCCUGGAUGGGGCAUUUGCAGAGGUGUUCAAGAUCACCCUCAUAUCUUUUGUGCUGACUUUCGUACUCGAGCUCUUCUCGUUCUUUCGUACCGUAUACCGACUAUGGAAGAAGAACAGCAGCUGGGACUAGUACGGUGGCGGCGUCUAUCUACAGGCAUUAGCUUGUAACGUGGUCAACACCUUGGUGUUUGCGCUCUUGACCUUCUGCGCCGUGAUGGUUCUGACGCUCUGAGCGGCGACCCUCGAACCAGGAGCGCUAUGAUGUCGGAUUCGACUUCGAGCACGACUGGAGCUUCAUCGACGCAUGAAAAUCAGUCCAUAAUAUGAUCGAUUCCCUCCGGCGCUUGCUCCUACCUUUUCUUGCGACGAUUGUGGGCAAAAAAGUUGCUAUCUUCCAGGGCAUCGGGUAUGGCGGGGCAUGCAUUGCCAAAAACUGUAUUGGAUGCACAGCUUUCGCCACAGACUCGCAGCACAUGCAGUGCCCAUGGCUGCAAAUGCUGUUGCGGUGUAUGAGUACGGUUUCGCUUACUUAUCUCUUGUCCAGACUGGUCGCUGUGUUUGUGUUAAGACCUGCACCAUUCUCACUCUACGGAUGAUCUAUUAUAUAUAGGUUAUAAUUAAUUGUUUGAAAGGGCGGUGGCAUAUAGUCCUAACGCAAAAACAAACAUUACGGGUGCUAAGAACAGUAAUAUCAGGGGCAUACACAUGACGCGAGCUCUUGUCAGCUGGAUGGCUCAUCAGCAAGCAUUUAAGCAAAUUGGAGUGCAACUACUCGGCUCCGAUUCUGGAUGUUAACUGCUUGUUUAAUGAGCGAGUCGUGCAACUUUUUGCUUUUUUUGGAAAAUCCAAGAGAAAAGUGGAAGACACGUCGACGAAGACGCAACCCGACAGGAAAGAAGAAGCCGGGAGCGAGAAGAAAGAUCGAUUAUUAAAGAUCGCUGCGUAAGAAAGAUAGCCAUAAAACCGAGUGGGCAUCGAUACUCUUGAAAAGCUCUAUGUGGAUAUGGAUGAUUGCCAUAUUAUCAGGCGAGGCAGUAGUUGAACGUAGACGUAUACAGUAGCACCAACCACCAGCACCAAAAUCAGUCACUCAAUGAUGUUUGCCUAUAAAAUUAUGUUGCUGCAGCAUCAGAAGCAGAGCUAUCAGAUAAGUAAUAAAAGUAGUCCAAGUUAUUUAGCUAUUUGGGUGUUAGUAGAAAGUAUAGUAUGGGCCUCUGGGCAUGGAGUUAAAUAAUGAGCAGUUGGAAUGAACAGAUGAAAGUUUCACGAAUGAGAAUGACAACAACUGACUUGUGCCAUGAGAUUGUGGAGUCGUAGUACUUUCCCACGCUAUGAUUCGUGAAGAUCAGAUUCAAAAACGGAUGAACCAUGAUCAAUUAAGUUUCAUCGAAGAAGGAGGAUGCAUGCUGCAGGUUUCGCAGUUUGAUUGGUCCAUGCACGG